AUGACCGGCAAUCUCUGCCCAGCAAGGCUACGGGCUUCGCAUCAGGACCGACGUCAAAAUACAAGCUUCCGACGCAAUGGAAAAUUGCAGGCGUGCGAGCCAUGUCGAAAAGCAAAGCUUCGAUGCGACCACAUGAUGCCAACAUGUGGACGAUGUGCUCGGCGCAAUAAGAUAGACAAGUGUGUCUAUCAUCCUGCACCUCUGACGAAGACUGGCUCAGCCUCAGGUCCACGACACACGAGUCUCGAGAGCAGCAGUUCAGAAUCUCUUGGGCCAGAUACCCUCAUCAUGGACUAUACUGAAUAUGAAAUCCAGGAUAGGAUGCCAGACAUCGACGAGGCACACACAAUGCGCCGGACGCUAUCACAGCCUCUGCCAUCUAUUUCCAAUCUGAUUGAAGAAAACUCAGUUACAGCAAUUGGAGUCGUUGGUGCGUCAGACUCCUCUGAUUCCGGAGCGAAUAGUCUAUCCAUUUCAGCUGAGGAUCAACCCCAGCAAUCAAGACUACAACAGCAACGAUCGUCGGCAGACCAAGCCAGUUGGGAAGACGUACAUCAUUUCGACAACAAGGCGGCGUUUAUCAAUGAUUUUGCAGUGUUGGCCGAGAAUGAAUUAAGUAUAGGCAUUCAGCCGCCAACGCUCAACACUGUACUGGUGUCUCAAGUCACGCAGUCGCACAUUGAUCGGGGUGCAGCCGUCCUCACUCUGUUCAAAGACUUUCAGGGUAUACAGAGGUAUAUUGACAAGUGGUUCGCAUUCGCUGGUGGCUUCGUUGUGCUCGGUCCCAUGGUCAAGAUUUACAUGGAUGGCAUAUGGUCAUCGUGGCACAAGACCUUGGAGGUCCAAAAGCCUGCAGACCUUAAACGUAUGUCUGAAAAGAUCUGGGAAAACACAUUGAAGCCGGUCUCCCGGCUCUUAAAUCGACAUACUACGACCCGAGGCUUUUGUGCAAACGUCACAGGGGAACUAGUGAGAUGGGAGAUCAUUGGUAUCAUCAUAACACUAGUAUCUCUUCUCGCACAAUCCCUUAAAGACGGAGACCCGAUCUUUUGCAGUCCUGAAGAUGUCCCGGUAGAUCGCGCUACUCUUGCCCUUCGUAUGCUCAAUGGAUCAGAGAUGUGUGUCAGCUUCUGCGAUGAUUUCAAGAUUCUCAACGAUCUGUACCUGGCUCUUUUGUAUGAAAACUCGAUCGCGUAUUAUACUAUGCGAACAAGAGCGAGCUACGAGAACAGUAAGAAGAUAGCAGCCCUGAGUGCUGCGGCCAUUUGCUGCAAUUUACAUCGUGAUAUCAAAGUCGACGAUGAUACACCAUUCUUCAUCACCGAGCUUCGGAAGCGCCUUUUCAUUUGCGGUUACGCAAACGAUAAACGCGUCGCCAUUUCCGCAGGAAAACCUCCUACUAUGACGAGACAUUAUUGUCAGCUUCAGGUUCCUCUGGAUCUUACAGACGCCCAGAUGAUGUCAGAGGGACUUGACCUUCAGACCGCAGUCCAGGAUCUCGACGAAGAAGGUUGGAACCGACGCAACAAAAUACAUAGAUGUACCUACGCUCGACUCAAUGCAACCAACGCUCUCAUUGCGGAAGAAAUCUUAGAAAUCUCGCUAGGGCACUUGUCACAGGAAGAGAUUAUGCGACGGGCAGGGGAGAUUGAGGCCAAGACUAACAAAUGCUGGGCAGAGUUGCCAGAAUUCCUCAGAAUCAACAUAGAGGAUCCUUGGAACUCCAAAAGAUCGCCUCUUGAGCUCAUUUUUCUGGUAAUUAUCCGUUUAGGUCAUUUGGAGCAUCAUUUUCUGCUGCAGCGGACCAUCAGCAAAACAGCAGGGUUUGGACCAGCUAAUCCGAAUGUCAAUCUGCUACCUGUCUGCGAUGAAAUCUUCCGCUUUGUUCUUCUAAUGGCGGAGAAUAAAGAUUACUUUCGAGACUACCAAACGGACUAUAUCCAGAUGCUCGCAGUGCACGGUGUGCCCACAGCUGCAGUCCUUGCAGUCGAGCUCCUACAUCAGGAGCGCAAUCCUACCGCACUUUCUACACUUUCCUACCCACUACAUCGGUCCGAAACAAUUCAACGUCUUUCCGUCUUCGUAUCCUGUCUUGGCUCUAUAAGAACCGAAGCCUACGGCUCACAAAAUUGUGGUAGAGGCCACAGGUUUCUUAAGAAGAUCCUCGACAUGAUACUGGGGCCUGGACCUGCUGCUAAUACUGCUAUCAUUUCGCCUUCGGGUUUCGAUGAUUUGAACGAUCCUACACUUGGUGCUCCGUUAUUGCAGGCUGGCAGUGACGGAGAUUUCGUGAAAUGGCUAGAGAGCAUGGAAUGGGACCAGGACACAUGGCUGAACUUCAAUUAA
This is a messenger RNA of Plenodomus lingam JN3, 2346 nucleotides long. RefSeq lists its product as uncharacterized. NCBI's taxonomy places the organism in Eukaryota, Fungi, Ascomycota, Dothideomycetes, Pleosporales, Leptosphaeriaceae. The record is from RefSeq and is a predicted model, not a curated record. Gene Ontology annotation, molecular function: zinc ion binding; DNA-binding transcription factor activity, RNA polymerase II-specific; DNA binding. Gene Ontology annotation, cellular component: nucleus. Gene Ontology annotation, biological process: regulation of DNA-templated transcription; DNA-templated transcription.